Ziziphus jujuba (common jujube) is the source of this 985-nucleotide messenger RNA. RefSeq lists its product as uncharacterized. Gene Ontology annotation, cellular component: tRNA methyltransferase complex. The record is from RefSeq and is a predicted model, not a curated record. Gene Ontology annotation, biological process: tRNA methylation; RNA (guanine-N7)-methylation. The coding region runs from base 1 to 861 and encodes 286 amino acids. NCBI's taxonomy places the organism in Eukaryota, Viridiplantae, Streptophyta, Magnoliopsida, Rosales, Rhamnaceae. The transcript has 8 exons. Gene Ontology annotation, molecular function: tRNA (guanine(46)-N7)-methyltransferase activity.
AUGGCUGUUUCUCCUUGUAUACUUCAAAGGCUUAGGCCAAAUCUACCACCACUGCUUCUUCCACCUUACCACUACUCCCGCUCCCACACAACACUCACUGCUUCUGCUUCACAAAAACACCGCCCCAUCAGCCCUGACCUUGUUGCCCUGGAAUAUGCCGACCUUAAUCUCUCCCACAGAGUUUCUCCGGAAUUGGGUCAGGUUAGGAUCAGACAGCAUGUCAACCCACUUAGUGCCUCUUUCUCUGCGCCUAUCGAAGUUCCUGAUUGGAGUCAAGUCUUCAGAGACCCAACAUUACCACUAAUGGUGGAUAUUGGAAGUGGAAGUGGCAGAUUUCUUAUAUGGCUUGCAAAAAGAAAUCUUGAUUCAAAAAAUUAUUUGGGACUGGAAAUACGACAGAAACUGGUCAAGCGUGCUCAGUUCUGGGUAAAAGAGCUAGCUCUUGAUAAUGUAUAUUUCUUAUUUGCAAAUGCUACAAAUUCUUUCAAACAACUAGUAUCUACAUACCCUGGACCCCUGAUGCUAGUUUCGAUCCUGUGCCCAGAUCCUCAUUUUAAGAAAAGACACCAUAAGAGAAGGGUUGUCCAGAAGCCUUUAGUAGAUUCCAUCAUGAACAGCUUAGUGCCUGGAGGCCAGGUUUUCAUGCAAUCUGAUGUGUUGGAGGUGGCAGUUGACAUGAGAAAUCAGUUUGAUUCAGAAGCCAAUUCUCUCGAGCACAUUGAUGAGCUUGACUCGACUGUGCUGUGUGACAGUGAUGGAUGGUUGUUGCGGAACCCAAUGGGGAUAAGGACAGAGAGAGAAAUUCAUGCUGAAUAUGAAGGUGCUAAGAUAUACAGAAGGAUGUACCAAAGACAUGUUUAGAUGAUCUCUUACCGUUUGAAUGGGUUCUAUCAUCUAAAUUCACUUUUGUUGAACAAAUUAGAUGAUAGAUUGUUUUAUAAGUUUACUCGACUUCUGCGAAUUAACUACUGCAAAAUUCCCUUGA